This is a messenger RNA of Aedes aegypti (yellow fever mosquito), 1564 nucleotides long. RefSeq lists its product as uncharacterized. Lineage: Eukaryota; Metazoa; Arthropoda; Insecta; Diptera; Culicidae. Bases 121 to 714 code for a protein of 197 amino acids. The transcript is spliced from 5 exons. The record is from RefSeq and is a predicted model, not a curated record.
GCUCCUUGUUUUGUUUAUAAAUUUGCCGCUAACGAUUUCUAUCGAACGUUCAACAAGUUUUCUCUAAAUUAUUCAGUUAUUUUUGGUGAAACCGUGAAAUAUCUGGAUAAAUCAUUUACAAUGGCAACAUCCCAACAAUCCGAUUCAAGCAAAUACAAGCAGCAGUUCUUGCAAAAGUACAACGAGUUGGUGGAAAGUAUAAACUCAAAACAUUUCGAAGAGUAUCAAAAAGUCGCACCGAAACAUCGAGCAUUUGAGAUAUUUAAAGCAGGAUUGCUGGAGAAUAUAUUGUCUUACUUCAACGGCAUUUGGGAUUCUACAAACACCGAUGAGCAUUUGCAUAUUCUGGAUUUGCUCAAAGCCGACCCGAAAAACGAUUCGGAGAAAAAAUGGCGUCCAACAGGGAAAAGUGCUGAAGAGCAAGUACGCCCCCUUGUUAUAAACAAAUUGAAAUGGCAGAUAAAAAUGUACGAAAGACAAAUACAAUUCCAUAAGCAACAGCUUGAGCGAGCGGUAUCACAGGUUGAAUUGGGACGUAAGAAAUGGGCCGAUUUCGUAGAAAUGAGGGAAUCUUUGAAGAGUGCACUCACCAGCGAGAUGCAAGAUUUCAAAAACAUCGAAUGCCAAAUAACAGCUCUUGAUGAGACAGUAAUAGACGAUUUGCAACGCUUUCAUUUGUUCUUCUUCGCCGAUAAAAGUGACGUUAAAGCGUGAAGAUGCCGAUUAGAGGAAGAAAACUGUCGGAAUAUGAGAAAGUGCAUCUCCAGAGAGGGGAUUAGCUAGGAAGCAGCUCAAAGCAGUCACUUCUGAUCGGCUCUAUUACAAAAAGAACUGUCUGUCUGUCUGUCUGCCGGGUGGAUCAUUUGCCCGGCUCUUAAAGUCUGGUGGGUCUACUGUAAAUUUGUGUGGACGGCUUAAUGCGUCUGAAGCAGAGGUUUUCAAACGGUACAGUAUGUCGCUAAAGGUUGCUUCAAAAGUUCGAAAAAAGUUAAAAAUAUGUUUCCAGGUUUACUUUAAAACUAUAAAAUUGUUGAAUUAUCACAGUAGUUGUUAAAAAUCGUUUCUUUUUUCAGUAAAUAUUCAUAUUCUACGUAACUAAAAAACAAGUCGUUUAUGUGAUCUACGAACACCAUUUCAUUUUUGUCUUUCAUACACUGAGUUAAAGAUACCACAAUUUAAGUAGUAGCUGUACAUAAAUUUGAACAUAAGUGAUAAUUUUCAUGCAUGACCAUUGUCUUUUGGAAUAAAUUCAUUAAAUCAAACGAUUUCAAUAAAUAAAAUUAUGAGUCUUAAUAAAAAGGAUCCUAUAUUUUUAGUUGAGAAUUGAUGGUCUUAUGCCAUACGUCGUGCGGCGGUUAGAGGAAGUCGUGAUCCGCUUUAUCUAAGGGUAUUCGCAUUCUGCCAUGCCACCAUCGGAGAUGUAACAUGACUCGACCAUCAGUAGAUAAUGUUACGUUCAGAACUGGUUAGUUGGGGAAGUUGUUGGCUGCUAUCUAUCUUGCUUUUACUACUUAUUACUCCAUUAGAUUAAUCUUCAAUUCAGUAAUCUAAUAAAGCCAUAAGU